This is a messenger RNA of Jatropha curcas, 952 nucleotides long. RefSeq lists its product as uncharacterized. NCBI's taxonomy places the organism in Eukaryota, Viridiplantae, Streptophyta, Magnoliopsida, Malpighiales, Euphorbiaceae. The record is from RefSeq and is a predicted model, not a curated record. Gene Ontology annotation, cellular component: chloroplast inner membrane; chloroplast thylakoid membrane.
GGUAUUAUCGAAGAAGAAAGCUUUAACACAGACACACAAAAAUCAAGAAACAGUCGAAAACCAACCAUGACUACUCUUUCAAGGUCCUACGUUUCAUUCACUCAUCCUCAAACCCACUUCUUAUCAUCAGGUUCCUUGAAUUCAAGUAACCAGAGUCUUUUACCCGUUGGCCAUUGUAAUCCCUCUAAAAAAGGAAGACUUGUUGCAUAUAGAAGGCCAUUUACUCUUCAAGCAAGCGGAGAUCGGAGUGGGUCAAAUAGUGCAGGUAUCUUCAUUGGUGGUUUUGUAUUGGGAGGAAUAGUUGUUGGCGCAUUAGGCUGUGUCUAUGCUCCACAGAUCAGCAAGGCACUAGCUGGAACUGACAGAAAAGGUUUGAUGAGGAAACUGCCGAAGUUCAUAUAUGACGAGGAAAAGGCAUUGGAGAAGACACGCAAAGUACUGGCCGAGAAGAUUGCACAGUUGAAUUCUGCAAUAGAUGAGGUUUCUGCUCAGUUGCAUGCAGAGGAUACCCCAAAUGGAACUGCAGUGAAUUCUGAUGAGAUCCAAGCUUCUACAUAAGAAACAUAUUUGUUGAGAUUUCAAAAACAAACUGAAAAAUGACAAAAAAAAGAAGGGUUUUACUUGUGAUCAGCACUAGAAUAUAAUGUCUCAAGAAUUUUAUUCUCUCAAACCUGUUCUGUUUUUCCUGUGUUCUUGGCUUUGGUUGAAGGUUAUUGAUCAGAAAAAUGUUAAUGAUACUGUUGUAUUACACUACUGUUUUUGUGAUCAACUUGCGGGUAAGGCCGAAAGUCAUGUCUAAGGUUUGUUUUUUGGACAUAAGCCAACCCUGCACCGAAUUAGGCCCAGCUCAUUUCGGUAUUAUCUAUGAUGCAGGGAAACUUCUAGCUAUAGAUGUUUUCUUGUGUAAAAUUAUAUUUUAUAAGACGUCACUCUAUAUGUUUCCUAGUUUCCA